Molecule: messenger RNA, 4044 nt
Organism: Callorhinus ursinus (northern fur seal)
Lineage: Eukaryota; Metazoa; Chordata; Mammalia; Carnivora; Otariidae
Gene: LIMS1
Product: LIM zinc finger domain containing 1
Biological process (GO): cell-cell junction organization; cell-cell adhesion; positive regulation of integrin-mediated signaling pathway
Cellular component (GO): cytoplasm; focal adhesion; cell-cell junction
Source: RefSeq, a predicted model, not a curated record
UUGCCUGGAGGUUUCCAACUCUGGUCAGGUGUGCUGAGGUCCCGGCAAGAGAUAUACUCUUUCUGAACCCUGGCAGCCACGUUGCUCAGCAUAAAUGCUUCAUACUGUCAGUUAACUGAUGUGUAGAGAGAAGUAUGACUGCAUUACAGCUUAAAGAGCUGUCACACUCAGGUCUCUACCGGAGAAGACGAGAUCGCCCUGAUAGUGUGAGACUAAAUGGGUUACCGGAGGAAGAGCUAAGCAACAUGGCCAAUGCCCUGGCCAACGCCACCUGUGAGCGCUGCAAGGGGGGCUUUGCGCCCGCCGAGAAGAUAGUGAACAGUAACGGGGAGCUGUACCACGAGCAGUGCUUUGUGUGUGCUCAGUGCUUCCAGCAGUUCCCAGAGGGGCUCUUCUAUGAGUUUGAAGGAAGGAAGUACUGUGAACAUGACUUUCAGAUGCUCUUUGCUCCUUGCUGUCAUCAGUGUGGUGAAUUCAUCAUUGGCCGAGUGAUCAAAGCCAUGAAUAACAGCUGGCAUCCUGAGUGCUUCCGCUGUGACCUCUGCCAGGAAGUUCUGGCGGAUAUUGGGUUUGUCAAGAAUGCUGGGAGACAUCUGUGUCGUCCCUGUCAUAAUCGUGAGAAAGCCAGAGGCCUUGGAAAAUACAUCUGCCAGAAAUGCCAUGCCAUCAUUGAUGAGCAGCCGCUGAUAUUCAAGAAUGACCCUUACCAUCCAGACCAUUUCAACUGUGCCAACUGCGGGAAGGAGCUGACGGCUGACGCCCGGGAGCUGAAAGGAGAGCUGUACUGCCUGCCAUGCCACGAUAAGAUGGGGGUCCCCAUCUGUGGUGCUUGCCGACGGCCCAUUGAAGGGCGCGUGGUGAAUGCCAUGGGCAAACAGUGGCAUGUGGAGCAUUUUGUUUGUGCCAAGUGUGAAAAGCCAUUUCUUGGACAUCGCCAUUAUGAAAGGAAGGGCCUUGCAUAUUGUGAAACCCACUAUAACCAGCUCUUUGGUGAUGUUUGCUUCCAUUGCAACCGUGUUAUAGAAGGUGAUGUGGUCUCUGCUCUUAAUAAGGCCUGGUGUGUGAGCUGUUUUGCCUGUUCCACCUGCAACACUAAAUUAACGCUCAAGGAUAAGUUUGUUGAAAUUGAUCUAAAACCAGUCUGCAAACACUGUUACGAAAAAAUGCCAGAAGAAUUUAAGAGGCGACUUGCCAAACGGGAGAGAGAAGCGAAGGAUAAGGACAAGCAGAAAAAGAGAAAGCCAGUGUGGCUGUGACCUUCUCUGUCCCUCUGCCAGCAUGCUCCCUGCUUGCUUCUUCGGAAUAAAUUUGUGGAGUUUGACAUGAAGCCAGUCUGUAAGAAGUGCUAUGAGAAAUUUCCGUUGGAGCUGAAGAAAAGACUUAAGAAACUAGCUGAGACCUUAGGAAGGAAAUAACUUCCUUUGUUUUUUCUCUUCUACGCAAAGAAAAGAGAUUACCAACGUUACUUGACUUGAUCCACUCUGUUUAGAGCUGUAUCUCAAAAUAGUUGAGAGUGAAGAGGGCCUGUAUGAAUGGUUUUCUUCAUCUCCUUCUUUUCAUUAAAAAAGAAAAAAAGCCUGUGUAAUCAUAUUUAAAACACAGAUGAAGUCAAGAUUUGCUUUUGUUAAUAACCCUUAUCAAUUUGUCAAAAUGUAGAUUGUUCUUAACAGCAAAAAACACAUGGCUUAGAUGUUAGAUUUUAACUAAGGUCCAAAAAAAUUAAUUUAACUUCUAAAAAUGAAAGUAGGGAGUCAGCUUUCACAUGGCUCAGAUAAAAAAUAGAAACAUUAUUUUACUUCAUAUUUGAAAGAAAAAUAAUUCCAACUGCUGUUGGAGAGAAUAGAAGGAAAAAAAAUAACCAGCCAAGAAAAACAAAUCUUACAGAAUCUGAGUAUGUUUAUCAAACUAGUAGCUAGUGGCUAUAAAAUGAAUAUACACAUUACUAAGACAAAAAACAAGUGCAUUCAGAACUACUUGAUUUCAUUUUUUGUUAAAUGCAAUAAUUAUGCUUAGUUUUUUGUUCUUGUGAACUUCCUUAGUACAAUUACUUAACACAGUAGUUAUAGCUAGCUAAUAGUAUGCCUUUUUAAAUUUUGUGCAAAAAAAAUUUAUACUAGGCAUUUGAAAAUUCAGUAUACUUUACAAUAUUGGAAAAAAUGAAGUAUUUUUUAACGUAUUUACAGCAGUUAUGCUUCUAAGCUUAAGGUCAAAGAUGUAGUCUUAGAAUAGGACACGAAAUGAAAUUUUAUGUAGCUUGGAAUGUAUCACUUAAAACAAGUGAAUGUAUAUGUAUUGGUCCUCUUACCUUUAUAACCAUGCUAAUGUCUAUGCUGUAUACGUAACCAACCUUGCCUUGCCUUAGAAAAACAUAUGUUAUUCAGGAAUUGUAGCUGUUUCAUGCAAUACCAAAAAUAAGUGCAUUGAUUGAGAUUUGUAAACCCAAAUUCCUCUGCCACAGCUAUGGUGAUACUUGAUUUUUUAUUUUUCUCUCUUUUUUGGGGGAGAAAAAAUUGAAUUUAAUUAAUGGAAAUUAAUUUUUGUCAUCUUGUUAGAAGAAUGAUAUUGAUAGGUGUUUCAAGUUUUUCAUUUCCGAUGUUGUAAUUGGAUUUUCUUUACUAUAAGGAGGAGGUAAAAAUGACACUUUUAAAUUGGGAGGAGGAUGUUUAAAUGUCAAUUUUAGGUCAAAAGUAGUGUAUUAUUCUACUUUAUAAAAAGUGUUUUUAGAAAGUUUAUCCUGAAGUUUCUGGACCAUUCUUUCUCGAUAAACUUGUAUGCAAAGCAAAUUUUGUGAACAUUUUUUAAAUGUUGCUGCUGCUGUGUUAUCAUUUAAAAGAAAGUUCCCAAGAUGGACUUUUAAGGAGGAAAUUACUGGUUUUUAAAAAAAUUGUUGAAAUACCGUUUUGCCAUUUAAAAAAAACCUCAGGAUGCUACCAAUCUGCCAUUAAAAUAUUUGUAUGCAUGUAUUUUUUUAAAAAUUUGUGCAUGCACUUUACAGAGUAAAUUCUAUUUCAGUUUUCAGAUAACUUAUAACCAAUUACUUUUUAGUGUUCUUUUAGAGUUCAAAGAAUUAUCAGUGGUUGAAAAUAAUCAAUAUAUAGUUUAAGACUUUGCAUCUGACAGUAAGAAUCAGAAUCCCUUCAGAAUGCCUUUGUCAGCUAAUACGUGACCAGCAAGGAAAACUUUGGAAGUAUUUAUUAAAUAUUAUACUAUGGAUAUAGGCAAAAUAGUACAGGCUUUGCAGUUUGGGAUCUUGAUGCUAAAUUGUCAAAUCCCCCUACACCAGAAAUAAGGGACAGAAAGCAAUUAUUUACCCAUAUUCUUAAUCACAUUGAAGAUGCAUGAACUGAGCUCAGCUGCUUUGCUUAACGUAUCUUACAUAGCCCGGCUUCUCCUGCAGCCAGAUGCGCACUGCUGUCUUUGCUCACUCCUCUUUUAAAAUAGGAAUUAAUAUUUCCUGGAAGUUAGAUUUGGCAACCCUCUACAACUUUAGGAUAUUUUGUCUAGAUACAGUAGACGCCCUCCUGCUAGGGGCGUCACUGGAGUCCUUACCUGUGGGAAAGGAGGAGGAAGUCGAAAAGUUGCAAGUGGAAUAGAAGACAGGCUUGGUCGAAUUCAUGAUAUUUUUCAUGGGGUUUUCCCUGGCUGUGGAAAAACUUGGGCUAGUAAGCAUUUCUCUCUUUUUAAAGUCCUACAAGGCAAUUUGAAAUAAUUCAUUGUUCUCACCCAAUUUCUAAGUGCUCUUUUUCUUACCAAGCCUAUUAUAAUUGGGGGAAAUGUCUGGGUACAAGUAAAAUAUUCUUUGGAUCAUGUUCAAAGCCUUAUUAACAUUGUAUCUAAAAUGAUAGGCCAUUUUGCCUCACUUACUUGCCAAAAUAGCCAUUACUAAGUUAAGAAAAGUUUGAGGUAUGCUUACAGCAUUCUUGCAUUUCAUUUUCGAUUGUAAGCUCGAUGGCAGGGACACUAUGUUGUUAAUUGUGUUUUUACAUAGCAACCAUUGCAGUAUGCUCUUGGUGUUUAAUAAAUGUUCAUAAUUAUUAAGAAUAA